CUCUUUGUUCCAGGUCCCAGCCGCAGCCGAACCGGGCUGCGGAAGUUCGAGGGCGCAGCGUGAGUAGCUGUGGCAGCGGCGCCGGAGUUCCCGCAGCGGAGACCGCGGACGCGGGACUGAGCCCCUCCGACGCCCAGCAUGGACCUGGAAACCAAAAUGAAGAAGAUGGGCUUAGGUCAUGAGCAAGGAUUUGGAGCCCCCUGUCUAAAAUGCAAAGACAACUGUGAAGGAUUUGAACUACACUUCUGGAGGAAAAUAUGUCGUAACUGCAAAUGUGGUCAAGAAGAGCAUGAUGUCCUCCUGAGCACUGAGGAGGACCGGAAGGUGGGGAGACUCUUUGAAGAUACCAAGUACACCACCCUGAUCGCUAAGCUGAAGUCAGAUGGAAUUCCCAUGUACAAACGCAAUGUUAUGAUCUUGACCAAUCCAGUGGCUGCCAAGAAGAACGUAUCCAUCAACACCGUUACCUACGAGUGGGCUCCCCCGGUUCAGAACCAGGCACUGGCCAGGCGGUACAUGCAGAUGCUGCCUAAGGAGAAGCAGCCAGUGGCAGGUUCAGAGGGGGCGCAGUACCGGAAGAAGCAGCUGGCGAAGCAGCUCCCUGCACACGACCAGGACCCUUCUAAGUGCCAUGAGUUAUCUCCCAAAGAAGUGAAGGAGAUGGAGCAGUUUGUGAAGAAAUACAAGAGUGAGGCUCUGGGAGUGGGUGACGUGAAGUUUCCCUCUGAGAUGAAUGCUCAGAGUGACAAGGUGCACAACCCUGCCAGUGACAGAAACACCCUGGCAGCAGUGGGUUCCAAGGGGAAGUCUGCAGAAUCCAAGAAGACCCAAUAUUCCUGUUACUGCUGCAAACACAGCAUGAAGGAAGGAGACCCAGCCAUCUAUGCUGAAAGGGCUGGCUAUGAUAAGCUCUGGCACCCGGCGUGUUUUAUCUGCAGCACCUGUGGUGAACUCCUGGUCGACAUGAUUUACUUCUGGAAGAAUGGGAAGCUGUACUGUGGCAGACAUUACUGUGACAGUGAGAAGCCCCGCUGUGCUGGCUGUGAUGAGCUGAUAUUCAGCAAUGAGUAUACCCAAGCAGAAAACCAGAAUUGGCAUCUGAAGCACUUCUGCUGCUUCGACUGCGACAACAUCCUGGCAGGAAAAAUAUACGUGAUGGUCAGUGACAAGCCUGUGUGCAAGCCCUGCUACGUGAAGAACCAUGCUGUGGUGUGUCAAGGAUGCCACAAUGCCAUCGACCCGGAAGUGCAGCGAGUGACGUACAAUAACUUCAGCUGGCAUGCGUCCACAGAGUGCUUCCUGUGCUCCUGCUGCAGCAAGUGUCUCAUUGGGCAGAAGUUCAUGCCUGUGGAAGGAAUGGUUUUCUGUUCGGUGGAGUGUAAGAAGAUGAUGUCCUAAGAGAACACCAAGCAGUAUUGAGCCAUAGCUAUCUACAGUGGCCUGCAUUUCAUGAGAAACUGCAGUUUGAAAAAAAAUAAUAAAAGAAAAAAAACUACAUAAGAAA
Messenger RNA from Grammomys surdaster, 1504 nucleotides. It is a transcript of the gene Tes, whose product is annotated as testin LIM domain protein. The transcript is spliced from 7 exons. Gene Ontology annotation, molecular function: zinc ion binding. Lineage: Eukaryota; Metazoa; Chordata; Mammalia; Rodentia; Muridae. Bases 139 to 1398 code for a protein of 419 amino acids. The record is from RefSeq and is a predicted model, not a curated record.